AAGUAAACUACUCGAUAGGGUCCCUGAUCGCCAGCUAUCCGUGUCGUGUGAGUGGUCCUCGACACCCGAGUGAGCCACCACCAUCCAGUUACAAUCGUGACCCCACCAGUGACCACCCGUAACAGCAACACCACCACCACCACCACGAUUACCACUUCACGUGCCCCCACCACCACGCGCAGCUACAGCCACGAUGUACACCUCCCACAACGCGAGCAUCAACAGUUCGCUAUCAGCGUGCGUCUCCUCGCUCCGGGACAGCACACGCCUUCUCGACUCGACCAUCUCGAUCCUCGAGACGGGCACACAAGACUUCCCACGGACGACGCGAGCAAUCCAAGCAGUGCGGGCCUACGAGCUGAUCUCGGAGCCGGAGCUAUUCUCCGCGCAGCGCGAGCUGGCCUCAGAGAUCGGGCCGGAGGUUGAGCACCUCCUCCGGCGCGUCGAGAUGCACCUGGCGAAGCUCGAGAGGCGCGAGAAGAGCCUGGUUAGUAGGUCCGAGUUGCAGGAGGGACGGAUUGCCCAAGGGCAGCCCAGGAUCGAGGGGAAGGGCAGGUUGAAGGAGAGGAUGAGUGUCUUCGCGACGGAUGAGCGCGCCGCCAGGCAGGAGAGGCUCAGGAUGCUCGGGAAUAAGAGGGAGCGCCUGGAGCAUACGCUCGAGAGACUGACGUUGCAGAUGAGCCACAAGGAGAGGCAGGUCAGGAUGAACAUCAACUACGGUGCGCGGUGAUGAUGUACGGACGGAUGGGUGUGGUUAUUGGCGUUUGGAGGCGUUUAGGGGGUGUUCAUUGGUAUUACUACAACUACGGAACCACUCUACCAUAGGGGAUUCAUUCAU
Messenger RNA from Tricharina praecox, 838 nucleotides. Its product is annotated as DASH complex subunit Spc19. The record is from RefSeq and is a predicted model, not a curated record. The coding region runs from base 194 to 730 and encodes 178 amino acids. The transcript is spliced from 2 exons. Lineage: Eukaryota; Fungi; Ascomycota; Pezizomycetes; Pezizales; Pyronemataceae. Gene Ontology annotation, cellular component: DASH complex; spindle microtubule. Gene Ontology annotation, biological process: attachment of spindle microtubules to kinetochore.